Alligator mississippiensis (American alligator) is the source of this 1107-nucleotide messenger RNA. RefSeq lists its product as uncharacterized. The record is from RefSeq and is a predicted model, not a curated record. NCBI's taxonomy places the organism in Eukaryota, Metazoa, Chordata, Crocodylia, Alligatoridae. The transcript has 7 exons. The coding region runs from base 49 to 948 and encodes 299 amino acids.
GGGGUUGGGCUCAGUCAGGUUUCUGUCCAGCCCAGUCUGCUCUUCACCAUGGAGCAGCAGCAAGCCAGUCCUGUAGCCCCAUGUACCAGCCCUGGGGCAAAAGGGGAGAUGGUAGUCAAGCCGGCAGGCUCUGAAGGCUUGCUCGGGAGGUUCUUCCAGCAGGCUGCUCAGCUGGGACUUGGCAGGUCCCUGCUCCAGCUCCUGCAGAAGAUGUUUGCCUGGGCUGGAUUCUCGAUCCCUGUGGAGACCAUUGGGAGCGGAGACCCUCCUGCCUCCUCUCCCAGCAGACCAGUGCGGCAUGCCAAGAAGCGUCUUGGGAGAUUGGCCUGCUUCCUGUUCGCCAUCGUGCCCUGCAGGCUCCAGAACGCCCUUGGCUACCUGCCCCCGGGCAGCUUGGGUCAGAGCGAUAUUCCCGAGGAAAUCCGAAAAACUCCAGUCAAGCCAUGUGGCAAAGGAAGCAAGAGAAAACAAGACGAUGUAGCUCUAGAAGACCAACAGUCCUGGGUGGAGGUGUUACAGGAAGAGCUGCCAGAGCAGGAUGACCCCAACGAUGCUACCUACGAGAGCUGGCCGCCUUCCCUUUUCCAGCCAAGCAAAUCUGAGACUGACAGUGAGGAAUACAGGUCCCAAAACGAAACGGAGACGGACCUGGAGUUCGAGGAGCAGGAUGGGGUUGUCGUGCUGAAGGAAUCUCCCAAUCCACAGGUGAAUCGGAAAGGAGAGAACGUGCAGGCCACAGCGACCGGUGGGGAUGUCCCAGAGAAGCCAGCUAUGCCAACCCAUGGGGAGGAGGCCUCUGAGAAGCAGGCUGUUGCUAAUGGUGGUGAUGAGGUUGCCCAGGAGCAACAGGCUGCAGCAAGCAGUGGUGGCAGCUGUGCUCAAGAGCAGUGGGCUCACGCAAGUGGUUACAGUGACAGUCAAGAGCAGUGGGUUGAACUGAGCGGAUAAAUGGGAUGACUGCUCCCGGCCCACACCACUGUCCCCUGCUGUGGUUGUGAUGCUGAAUGCUCUUCUGGCUAAUUCUGCCCACUCGGUCCUGGAUGAACCUUCUGACAAACUCCACGUUCGUAUUUUGAAAUUGUUAUAAUAAAAUAUUUUUCAUGUGAA